This is a messenger RNA of Priapulus caudatus, 6093 nucleotides long. RefSeq names its product putative E3 ubiquitin-protein ligase UNKL. The transcript has 16 exons. Gene Ontology annotation, molecular function: metal ion binding. Lineage: Eukaryota; Metazoa; Priapulida; Priapulimorpha; Priapulimorphida; Priapulidae. Bases 17 to 2509 code for a protein of 830 amino acids. The record is from RefSeq and is a predicted model, not a curated record.
CAUCAUUUCAAGGAAAAUGCCAUCAGAACAGAAGAUUGCGUUACAAGCGCAAACGGAAAACCCAAAGCAUUAUACCUAUUUGAAGGAAUUUCGGACUGAACAGUGUCCACUGUUUCUUCAACACAAAUGUACCCAACACAGACCCUUCACCUGUUUCCAUUGGCAUUUUAUGAAUCAACGCCGGAGACGGCCCAUCAGGAAGCGAGAUGGAAAUUUUAAUUAUAGUCCUGAUGUCUACUGUACCAAAUACGAUGAGACCACUGGACUCUGUCCGGAUGGAGACGAUUGCCCCUUCCUGCACAGGACGGCUGGCGACACGGAGCGGCGCUACCAUCUACGCUACUACAAGACGUGUCUGUGCGUGCACGAGACGGACACGCGCGGCAACUGCAUGAAGAACGGCCCGCACUGCGCGUUCGCCCACGGCGAGCACGACCUGCGACCGCCCGUCUACGACGUGAGAGAGAAGCAGGCGCUGGAGUCGGGCGAGGAGAUGCCGAUGGGAGGCCUGGACGGCAACAACCUAGAGAAGGAGCGCAGCCUCCUAAACGAGGAUCCCAAAUGGCAAGAUACAAACUAUGUGCUGGCUUGUUACAAGACUGAACUGUGCAAACGGCCACCUCGGUUAUGCAGGCAGGGCUAUGCCUGCCCACAGUACCACAACAGUAGAGACCGUAGGCGAAGUCCUAAGAAAUUCAAGUACAGGUCCACACCGUGUCCGAACGUGAAACACGGCGACGAAUGGGGCGACCCCAACAACUGCGAGAGUGGUGACAACUGCCCCUACUGCCACACGAGGACAGAGCAGCAGUUCCACCCCGAGAUUUACAAGUCUACGAAAUGCAACGACAUGCAGCAGACGGGGUAUUGUCCGCGCGGCCCCUUCUGUGCCUUUGCGCAUGUAGAUCAGGAGAUGACACUACAGAGAGAGUUAUCAGAAAUGAGCUGUUCCAAUUCAUUGUCAAGUUUUCUGCCGUCAUCAUUACAAACAGCAAACAACAACAAUAAUCAACCAUCCACUAAGGCAGUUCAAAUGAAUGGCAGUGGGCAGAAUGGAAAUAACCAGAAUAAUUACAGCAAAUCUCUACAGUUAAACAACAACUUGACACCAAUGACUACUGCCCAGCAACUGAUUAAUAGUAUAAAUUUCAGCAUGUCGUUAGGAAACUCAAUAUCAAAUUCAAUACCUAUGGGUAGCUAUAGCGAAAGCAUCAUUAACACCUUCCACAUGGCUCCAAUUGGAAAGCCUCGGUCUGGUAGUGUAGCGUCCGAUGGUGGCUCCACCUAUCAGAAAGCGCCGGGAUCGGAACGGGAAGAUGCCCAGGCUAGUAUACGCAAGCAGAUUUUAGCAAUCGACAAUGACCCCGCGUUAGAUCCGGGAGAGCGAGCGAAACGCAAGCAGAACCUCUGCCUCGUGCAUAAUCUCAAUCCGGCUAGUCUAUCUGGUACUCCACCGACCACGCCGGGCUCCACCGGUUCAGCAAUGUCAGCACUUGCUAUGCCCUUCUAUCCACCUAGCGACACUGUGGAAUCCGUUAUAGGCAAUGCAUUGGAUGACCUCAUGACGUUGGAAGACAUCAGUAACUUGGCUGCGAUAGAUAAAGAGAUUGAUAAUGAUAGCAACUCAGUUAGCAGUUCACAUAGUGCUGGUUUUAGCUCUAAUAACUACACGGGAUUGCUCGUGUCUAGUGCACCAGUGAACAUUCCCGCAACAUCGUCGUGCAGCACCAUUACCAAUAACCUGUCGCAUUCGCCACCGCACUCCCCGCUGGUCGGUGGACUCACGAGUAGUCUGCGUGUGCAUCACAACAGCCAUCACGGCAUCGACCAGAGUACUUUUCUGUGCCAUCCGAACUCCACGCAUUCGAAAUAUCAAAGUCUCCCCGGUGGCAUCAUGGACUUCAACUCGCACAGCAUGUCGCCGACAGCGCUGGGCCGCCACUCGCCUCUCGUCACCAGCACCGUGUUUGCCGGCAGCAGCGCGAGCGAGGUGCAGAAACUGCGAGAGGAGCUCAUAUCCAACAGAGCCAAGCUGGCUUCUUGGGAAGAGAGCAUGCACCAGGCUAGAACGGCGUGCGAGGCGUGGAAGCGGGAAGCUGAGGACGCGAUGCGGAGGGCCAAGCUGACGGAGCAUGAGAAGCAGCAGGGAAUGCACGAGAGAGAGGAGGCAUUAUCUAAAAUCAGCCAGUUACAACUGGAGCUUGAAAAGCUGACGAGUGGGCAGUAUCUACGAGUGCUAGCAAUUGGUUCAGGACUUGAGGAGGUGCCAUUGCCCAAGUUGAAACACAUACAGCAGCAAAUGAGACUAGAUCUAGAAAGAGUUGAAAAGGCGAUAUUCAAAAGUCAGGCAGUCAAAUGUUUAGUGUGCCAAGAGAAGAAUCGCACAGUAGCCAUCUUGCCCUGCAACCAUUAUGUUCUCUGUGAGACGUGUGCACCGCAGCAACAAGAAUGUCCCUACUGUCAUCAGACCAUCACUCAAAAGUCCAGUGUCGGGCGACCUGGCUUAUAACACCUCGAUCUUCUAGGAUUAACAAAUUGUUCUUAAAUCAGGUUUAGCGGUGUUGUUUUUACCAGUGCCACGCGGAGAUUUGAAUUCGCAAUCUCUUUUGGAUCUCUGUCGAUUACAGAUUGCUGCGACGGCAUUGCAUUUUGGCUGAGUGUAUUUUGUAUUCUUUAAGAGUUUUGUACUUAUGGAGUACUACUGUCAUUUUAGUAUUAAGGAGAAGCGAUCGAGUGAUGUAUAAACACGGCCUGCACUUUAGCUACAUAGUGAUAGUUACAGAGUGUUACGUGGAUGUAUGUGUAAUUGUGUAAGCGGGUUUAGAUUGUGCAGAAAUAAUUAGUAAGUAGCUUACAUAGUUUAAGAAGCAUUGUGACCAGAAUUAUUUGUAUCGUGUGUGUUCAUAAAGAAGGUUAAGCUAAGCUUCAGUUCACAGCAAUAUAACAGAUGGUUAUUGCGCCAAUCACAGAUUAUUGUACAAGUAUGUGAGCUGGAAAAUAUUUUGCUCUCCACAUUUACUCAUCUACACUAUAUCUUCUUCCCUUUCUUCGAUAUAUUUUAGCCAGCAUUUGAGCUGUCUAGAUAUCCAGAUCUUUAAACGAUGUUUUGUGAACUUUUUGAAGAAUAACUAUACUUCAUUUGUCAGCAUUAUUUUAACGUUAAGUGUGGGCUUUGUAUAUUUUAAAUAAUUUUACUGUUCAGUAUUAAUAACAUAAUUGUACCAUAUUGAAUAAUAACUAAAAAUUUACUAUUUGCAUUAAGAAUGGCACCACUCCCUGUGCUGUGUCGCAGGGGUGACAUAGGAUGGUCCAAGUUGUUUAUGCAUAAUAAACGCGGCCAGCUUGUAAUUUGACAAUCAUUAAUAUGAUAAACAAUUGAAAUAUUUUAUCACUCGCUGUUAGCUUCAGUUAAAUUAUGGUUUAUGUUAUAUUGCUAUUUUAACAUUAUAAUAGUAGCUGGAGAUUGAUGUAAUAUCACCUUCGUUAUAAGCUCGCUGUGUGUAUGUAGCAAGGUUUAACUUUGCUACCCAGCAUAACGUUACAAGCACAAGAGACUGGUGCCAACAGUAAAUGCCAACUAACGUAUCGUUAAUUAACAAAUUUAGGAUUUUGCUAGUAUCUCAUUAAUAUUGAACAGUAAAAAUUUCUGCGGAGCUUAACACUAAAUAAUUUAAUCCUAAUUUAAGUGAAAAUUAUGCUGAAAGCUGAAGUUGUGUUAUAUUUUGUAUCACUGAUUGGCAAUAUGAAUUUCCUACUAAUUGGCGUUUCCAAUAUCAUGCGUUCUGCGCUACACUUCCAUUAUGGUACUUUUAAACACUUGUUUGUGUACAGUUUUUCUUACCGUGUACGGUAAGUGUAUUACCAAAAAAACUGCAUAAUUAGUGUGAUAGUUGUUCAGUGUGGUGUUAAAAUCUGCCAUCAGCUGUUUAUUUUUUCUUUGUAAUCUUGCAACCCAAUGUAGUUUGGCACUAGACAAAAAGUUUUAUUCGCAAUUUUGCGUACUGUUAAGACAGUAUGAAGGCACUGCCUUAGCAAGUUUACUAGUGGGUUCAUGCCUAUUGAUUGAAUAGUAGGCCCUAACGUACUAGAAGGCAGUUAAAUCUAUAAGGUGUGUAUGUCUCUUGGUUUUCUCACGUGUGUAUCCGUAAUUAUGCUUGUAAAUGUUUAAGGCCUCUGUAACACAGUACAAGUAUGCAUAUAUGCAUACCUGCUGGACACUGUAUUGGUAGGAUGGAUUCUCGUGGAGAUAGAUACCUAUCGUAUCGUCAGGAAAAACCAUUAUAUAUUUUGAAACCACUAUAAAUUUAUUACGCAUUUGUACCCUGUACUGUUCUGCCACUGGCUAUCUCGUGUAUGAUGUAUAUCCAAAGUAGGUUUGCAAUCCCAACCACCGGCUUUGCUCUGGAUCCCGUACGUGCUUAUCGUUGACAUGUCGUGUCAUUAGAGCAGUCGAUGUCACCUGAUGGUUGUUUGAAUAGCACUCGCCAUGUUCAUAGCGUCCUCGUCUAUUCCGGUUGUAAUAGUUAGGUUUGCAUCGGAUCAAUUGCACUCUAAAAAUCUGGGGAAAAUACAAUGAUGCUUGCGGUUUCUGAGUAAAAUUCUCAGUCUCAUUACCGGCGAGGUCAUAUCGCAUGCUAGUUCUCGACUGGACAAACGCACAACCCAUGCAAUAGCGCAAUGCGUGUUUGUAGGAAAAGCAAGUUUCACGCAACACGUUCACAUUUUCAAUCGAAGCGAAUACGGUUUGGUCACGCGAUAGGUCCAUACUGCAAGUGUAUGUUUCUAGCUUCUAUGCUCCUUGGUGUAGCCUAACAUUGAUACUAACAAUACCAUGUGUUAACGGCUUCAACUCUUGUCAUUGGCUAUCAGUAUUACCGAUAGGUCAGUCUCUAACAGAACUCGGGAGACAGUGUUCCGGUUGGACUUCAGACUCCGUCUGAGUGAAAGAGAUACAGGGGUUGUUGUUGUUGUAGCACACCUGUAGUGGUGCCCGUAUCGCAAACAGGCGGAAUAUCAAUGCUUGGCUUCAUACGGUGCGCUUCUAUCACUAACAUUGUGUUUCAUAACGCUGUGUAUCCAUUUCGCUGCCAGUAACUUUGAUGUCGAUUUAGGUGUGCGUGUGUGUGUGUGCGUGCGUGCGUGCGUGCGUGCGUGCGUGCGUGUGUGUGCGCGCGAGCGUUUGUCCUCACCUGUGUACCUUUUAAGCGCAUAGUUCCAUUAUAGGAUUUCAAUUUACCAAAGCUGCCAUCGGUACCGAUUCUAUCGCUUCCUAUUGUACAUAUGCGUUACUAGAACCUUACUGCUGUCUGGUAAGGUACAUUGAAUCUGGCUCUUGUUUCGCCAUUCAGUUUCGCAGGUAGAUUUAUGGACCAUAUGUAGCAAACAUGUAAUUGUAGACAGUAACAAUUAGAAAGUAUAUUUUUGUACUUUGGAAGUAUAAUUUUUUGGUAUAUGAAACGUGAGAGAACUGAAGUUGAGAAGAGCUGAGUGUGAUGUGAACUUUGAGAAAUUUUCAUGAUUGUAAAAAGAGCGCAUUUUUGCCCGACAUUGACACGUGAUUUUUCUAAGAUAUAUUUUCUCCAAAGAUUAGAACAUGAAAUUACUGCAUGGUGUUUUAUCCGAGAUGAUAACGUCUCGGCUUUAGGUUGUUUAAAAUUAUUAUAUCAUUUAGGUUGAUUUUUAAAUUGUAAUAAGUAUUUAAAUUCGGGAGCUUCGUGAUGUCUAGGAAUGCAUAGCGUCUGCAAUUCCCAAUUGUGCCAGAUCGUGUAGACUUUGGUUUUCGGUACGAUGUACGAUAAAACGAAUGCGAGAGUGUUAAAUUUUAAGCAUAAAUAGUAGUGCACCUAUUAUUAUAAACAUAUUAAAGAUCCGUUUUCAAUUGAGUAUUGACCGCAAUAUCCAACCCAAUCAAAUAGGGUGGUCUAUAGGUAGCUCUACCUGUGCGGGGGGUGGUCUUCGCUCCACAAGAGGUAGAGCUAGUAUGUAGGUUGCAUAUACGUGUGAUACGUAGGGCGGUCACUCAUGUACAGGUACGACAGCACUUUACUGUUUGUGAUUGUGUAAACUUUAAUAAAUUAAAGUGGUCGGAUUAUA